UACCCUUUUCGCCAACACCUGGCGUCAGUGGUUCUCAGUAGUCCAUUCAUAUAAUCUUCGUGGCUAUAUUACCCUUUGCGUCAAAAAGAAAUCUCUUUCAGAGGAUAAUCAAAACAGAGUAGUACCUCUUCGAUCUAUGAUGCUAGUCGGGCUUUAAAUAAAUCAUAUGUGUCAUCUGGAUCAUUAACAAAAUUUGCCAGCCCGUCCUGGUGGGAGGUCGACCUGAGGGGCUACUUCACCAUCAGCAGCAUCACCCUCACAGCAGCCACCUACGGGAGAUGGAAUGUUUACAUGAGAAAUGCCUUCGUGGAGGUGAUGGACAAAGAUGUCAGUCUCUGCUCUGAUGUCCAGUCGGAGUGGUGUGGGAAUGUGUCCAGCACUGUCACUGCUGGGGAAGAGUUCACCUUUACCUGCAAUGCUACAUUCCCUGUCCGCUUUGUCCGUGUCACAAGGCCAUCUACCACCAAUGUACACCUCGUUAUCGGACAUGUGGAUGUUCAAGGGGAGGGGGCUAAGAAGCCAUAUCGUUCCUACUACAAACCGUUGAAGAACAAGAAGAUGUCUCAGCCGUUCCUAACCACGUCAGCCAUGACAGCCGGAGACUGUGGCAUCAUUUGUCACCGAUAUAAUUCAUGCAUCGACUUCAGCUACAGUGCAGUGUCGCCGACCAAUGAGAACUGCCUGCUUUCUGACAAAGUGUUGUCUUCAUCUGAAGAUAACUUUUGGACAACUUACACUAGCUUCUGCAUGUAAACAUUCAACUAAAAUAUAGCAAGCUUCUCUCACACUUUAUGACAACUAUGUUUAAAAUAUAAAUAUACUCUCGUUGACCCUAAAACAAGCUUCACUUUAAGAUUAUCAUUUUGUAAGUUGUCUAGUAUUUCUCCAAAAAUUGAUAUGGUUUCAACCAAAUAUCAUGUUUGCCAUGGUGUCAUAUGGGACUGGGGUCGAAUGGUUCUCAUAAACGUUUGUGAUUAAUUGGAUUAACUCGGUGACUUGUUAAUUUCGUUUCAUUCUACAAUGACGGUUUUGCAAUGCUGAUUGAUGAGUUGACGCGAAAUGACGUCACAUUGUACCAUUGGGCAUUUGAGGUCACCCAUUGCAUUCAACGUCACCUUAUGCAAUCAGACCAUACGCUAACCCGGAUUGAAAGUUAGUCAUCAAUUUUCGCCUCACCCAAUGAUGAUAAUGACUCUUUGCACCAAACAUUCAGAUCGGUAGGUCGAAAUAUGACAAAAACGUAAAGUCCACCAUAUGUAUUUCCUCAAUGUUAAGUAGGCAGGGAAAAGAGUUGGAAUUGUUUAAUAUUACCUCCCUGUCUGGUAUACAGUAUGACAUACAUGUACCCACUUUCACAAACAAUUGAUUUGAUGACUGACUAUGCGCUCAAAUAUAUACGCUGAGUACCUCCUGGCAUAUAUUAAUAAUAAAUGUUGUCCGAUCGACCAGUUUGUCGCACUUUUACUAGUUGGCGUUUACCAACCAAUGAACAAAGUAAAAGUGAGUGAGUGAGUGAGUUGGGUUUAACGCCACUUUUAACACUAUUCAAGUUAUAUCACAGCGUGUCAGCUUAAUGUGGGAGGAAAGCCCCAAGCGAUGCAGGUCUUAG
Molecule: messenger RNA, 1609 nt
Organism: Haliotis rufescens (red abalone)
Lineage: Eukaryota; Metazoa; Mollusca; Gastropoda; Lepetellida; Haliotidae
Exons: 3
Coding region: 292-753 (153 amino acids)
Source: RefSeq, a predicted model, not a curated record